Messenger RNA from Mercenaria mercenaria, 2568 nucleotides. RefSeq names its product zinc finger CCHC domain-containing protein 7-like. Gene Ontology annotation, molecular function: nucleic acid binding; zinc ion binding. Lineage: Eukaryota; Metazoa; Mollusca; Bivalvia; Venerida; Veneridae. The coding region runs from base 28 to 2520 and encodes 830 amino acids. The record is from RefSeq and is a predicted model, not a curated record. The transcript has 7 exons.
AAAAUAUAAUUUAUAUUAACAGGUACAAUGGAUGAGAUGAGUGAAGAAGUUUCCUCUGACGAUAGUUCUGAUGAUUAUGAGCGUGAACAGUUAGAGAUUGCUUUGUAUUCUCAGAUACAUUUUGACCAGAAUAAUGAAGGCAUUCCACAAGAAAAUAACAAGGAAGGGGGCGUCAAUGCUGACAGUUCUGUUGAAAACAACUUCAUAAUCUGUGUACAAGGAAAUGAAAAGAAAGGAUUUGUUGCAGUUGAAACAAAUGCUGAUAUUAUUUUAAAUGAAAAUAUUGAAGACAAGUAUAGAAAUUCAAAUGAGGAUACCAGGGGAAAUGAAAAAACUCUACAUGUCAAAACCGUAAGUGAUAUAGAAAAAUCAAAAUUUGCCAAUGGUACAAACUCGAUACAAAAGCAGAAGAAACCUUUUGAAGAUACUACAUCUGCUAUAAGAGAGAUAACAAAAGCAAAAAAAAUACAUGCCAUGAUAAGAAACACAUCAAGAAAACAAGAUAAAAAACUUACUGCAGAAAAAUUAAUCCUUGGAAAUCACCUUGAAUAUGAUUGUGAAAUAGACGAGUUUGUUGUAGAUGUUGAUGAUGACAGUGAAGUAGAGAUGAUGUCCUGUUCAGACAAUGAUGAGAUCUUAAUAUUAGGUAGUGAAUCAGACAGUUUAGAUGUUGUUCUUGGAGAGCCUGGAGAGGAGAAAAAUGAUAUCCAAAUGAACAUACAUUCCAAUCCCAGGUACACAUACAAGAAAAUGUCAAAUGAAGAUUCAAUAACCAGGGAUGAGGAGGGCCAUCAUGAUGAUGAGGGUCACUGGGUUAUUAACAGAGAAGACAGUUACAGGGAUCUUAUAUCCGCUACAUGCCGACGUAGUAGAUACUACAAACCUAUCCGAUGCCACAACUGUGAUAAAGAAGGUCAUCUUUCUAAGAAUUGUCCACAACCAAAGAAAGUAGUUGUGUGUAUCAUGUGUGCGGAGCCAGGCCAUAUCUGCAGGAAUUGUCCACAAGCUAUGUGUUAUAACUGUGAGGAACCGGGACAUGACUCAAAAAACUGCACAGCCCCGCGACGCAGCUUCAACUAUACAUGUUAUAGAUGUAACAUGCAAGGACACGAUCAGAAUCAAUGUCCGGAUAAUUGGCGUCAGUAUCAUGUCACAGUAACACCAGGAAAAAUUCAGCAUUUUCCCAUACAGACAAAAAGGAAGAGGCCUUCCUGCUUUAACUGUGGUGAUGAAGGUCAUUUUGGACAUGAGUGUGAAGACGAGAGGAUGAGCAAGUUUACAAGAAUUAAUACACCUUUCAUCUGCAGAUACCAGACUGUCAAGGAAAUCAACAACAUUAUGAGAAGAUUUGAUGAAGUAGGAGAAAGACCGCUGAAAAGAUCAAGAAGUGAUGGGUGGAUUGGUAACAUGGACAAGAGAGCGAAUACAUUCAAAGGCAGUUAUAACAAAAUAACAUUUGACGAUACUUUUGAUGGAAAGAAACCACACAGAACAGAUGCGAAUGAUGAUCAGGAGGACUUUGUAAGAGGAAAAGACAAGAAAAAACAGUCACCAUUCGCACACGUUGCCAAGAAACAUUCUGACAACAGGACAGGAAGGAAUAAUUUUGACAAAAUGCAGUUUACAAUAGCACACAAAAAGAAAGAAGAUGGUAUUCAUUGCAAGAAUGAGAUAUCGGAGACAAUUGAGAAAAAGAAGUCAAAGAAGAAAAAGAAGAAGAAAGGAAAAGAGAAAAAUGAUAAUUCUCAGAUUGAUUUUGCACAAGAAAAGGGUAAACGCACACAAGAAAUAGAGGGUUCACAUGAAAGAAACACUGAAAAGAAAGGUUUGCAUGAAAUAGGCAAAGAAAAGAAGACUUCAAAGGAAAAUUCUAAGUCAAGAUAUAGAGACAAGGACUACACAAUAAGUGGACAAGAAUUGAAUGAACACAGAAAUUCUGAAGAAAGAAAAGUGACAAUAGACUUGUCAAGUAAUAAUUUGACCAUUCUUGCCAAAAGGGAUUUUAGUGAAGUCUUUGAUACGGGUGAACAUGCAACUGCAGGGAAGGUAACAUAUGAGAUAGACCAGGGAAUGAAGGUAACUGACAAGGGAAAGAAGUGUUUAAAUGAAACUGCUGACACAAGAUUAGAAGGGAAAAAUCAGAGGACAUCUGUAAGAUUUGAUGUGAACAGACCUCUAAAACAAACUAAGAAGAACAGUAGAAGUUGUAGUAGUCUUGGAACAGAUAUGAUAGAUUUCACUGUAAAUAGAGAAAUUACUGUAGGGACAACAAAGGAUAAAAAUUCAGACAGAAUACAGGAAAAGUACUCAAGUGUAAAAAAUGAUAAUUUGAGAGCAGAUGAUUUAUUCUCUCUGCAGAAAAUUAAGAAAUUACGAGCUGGUGGUCAGUUUGACAUAGCUAUGGAAGAGGAAGAUAUAGAGCAUCAGGUGCAUAACAACCAGUGGUGGCAGAAUUCGGAAAAAAGCAAAAAAAGACGUAAUAGAAGAAAGAAAAAGAAUAAUCAUGUUUUUUUCAACUGAAAUCUGUGAUAAUUGUUGUUAAUCAUUAAAAAAGCGGUAUAAAGCUAA